Trichoplusia ni (cabbage looper) is the source of this 2142-nucleotide messenger RNA. RefSeq names its product D-2-hydroxyglutarate dehydrogenase, mitochondrial (gene D2hgdh). The transcript has 9 exons. Lineage: Eukaryota; Metazoa; Arthropoda; Insecta; Lepidoptera; Noctuidae. The record is from RefSeq and is a predicted model, not a curated record. Gene Ontology annotation, molecular function: catalytic activity; FAD binding. Bases 442 to 1962 code for a protein of 506 amino acids. Gene Ontology annotation, cellular component: mitochondrion.
GGGUUCUGAACUAUAGAACUUAUGUCUGUGGUUUGUGCAGGUGAAGAAUCAAUGUGUUUACGAAUUCGAAGUUACGUAAUCAAUGUUACGAAGCCGUAAUAAUGUUAUUCCUGUUAUGAACUCACGUUGGGUCUAUUUUCCUACCAAUUUGAAGACUGUUUGGUUGACAUAUUAUUGGCUUCAUUGAUUAUGCCAUUAUGAAAUAAAUCCAGACCUAGAAAUGCUUAUUUCGCAUAAACGUCGCAGUAAUAUAUUAUUUUGUUUAGCAAUGUACUAUCUAGCUUAAGGUCUUUAGUAAAGAUAUGUGAAUGUCUAUCAAUAGACGUCUCAAACUGUACAACUACAAUCAGUAGGUACAUUAGUAUACAUUUUUGUAUCGUGUAAGACGCUACUGUUUUGUGGUAGAGUGAUAAGUAAACAAGAUUGCUACGUAAAUACAAAAUGAUCAAACCACUGGUUACUUUAGUAGGAUUAUUACAUAAAAGUAAAAUAUCAGAACAAGUUAGAUAUGCGUCGCAGGCUUUACCACAGUUGUCUUCGGAAAAAUACAACAUAAAAAGAAAAGACUUCGGCACAAUAAAAUCAUCUGAUGUUAGUUAUUUUAAAUCGAUUCUAAAUGAAGGUCGAGUGUUGACUGAUGAAAAUGAUGUAAUGCCCUAUAACAUAGACUGGAUAAAGAAUUGCAGAGGACAGUCGACUGUUGUAUUGAAACCACAAAAUACUGCAGAAGUAUCGGCUAUUCUGAAGUACUGUAAUGAAAAACGACUGGCUGUCUGCCCGCAAGGUGGCAACACUGGCCUUGUCGGGGGGUCCGUGCCUGUCUUCGACGAAAUCGUACUCAACUUCUCAUUGAUGAACAAAAUCGAAAGCCUCGACGAUGUAUCAGGAGCUUUGAUUUGCGAAGCCGGUUGUAUACUCGAGAAUUUAGACAACUAUGUACGAGAGCGGGGUCUUAUCAUGCCCUUGGAUUUGGGCGCUAAGGGUAGCUGCCAUAUUGGCGGUAACGCCAGCACAAAUGCCGGGGGGCUAAGACUACUGCGCUAUGGUAACCUACACGGGUCUAUUCUAGGAAUUGAAGCCGUAAAAGCUGACGGAACUGUUAUAGACUGCCUAAAGGCACUGAAAAAGGACAACACAGGAUACCACUUGAAACAUCUUUUUAUCGGGUCCGAAGGAACCUUAGGAUUUGUCACGAAAGUAGCUGUAAGCUGCCCCGUCCUACCCAAGGCCGUUAAUUUAGGAUUUUUUGGUGUUGAAAACUUUGAAAACAUUCUAAAAUUAUAUAAAAGCGCAAAAUCCAGUCUGGGUGAAAUCCUAUCAGCUUUUGAAAUGGCUGAUUUUGAUUCGAUCAACUCUACUGUUCAAAAUUUAAAGCUUCCGAACCCAAUUGCUGACUAUCCAUUCUACGUGUUAGUGGAAACACAUGGCAGUGACGAUGUUCAUGAUGGCGAGAAACUGUCGAGGUUUUUAUCAAAAGAGAUGGAAUCCGGUCUAAUUGUAGACGGCACUGUGACGUCAGAGCCAUCAAAAAUGCAGACAAUCUGGAAUCUUCGUGAAAGCAUAGCUGGAGCUGGAUUAGUAGUUGGUUAUGUCUUCAAAUACGACGUAUCAAUACCUCUGAAAAAUUAUUACGAUUUAGUGCCGAUAUUGAGAAAGAAAGUUGGAGACAAAGCCCUUAUAGUCUGCGGAUACGGACACGUCGGAGACGGUAAUAUUCAUAUCAAUGUCACGGUACCAAAAUACAGUCAGGAGAUAGCAUCUGUUCUAGAACCGUACAUUUUUGAGGAAGUAAGCAAACUAAACGGUUCGAUCAGUGCUGAACACGGCAUCGGUUUCAGGAAACCUAAGUAUAUUCAUUACAGUAAGGAUAAAUCUGCGCUUCAAUUAAUGAAGGACCUAAAACAGUUAAUGGAUCCAAAUGGUAUACUCAACCCAUACAAGGUUCUACCAGAUACUGUAUAGUCUUUUCUGUAUGUAAUUAAGGUACUUUUAUCUGAAUAUAUUUGUAAACAUAACAGUUAAAGUUCAAGAAUUUAUGAUGUUUAUUAGAGAUAAAGUGAUUGCGUCACAUAACAUAAGACAAUGCAAACUGCAGAGAUACUACCACUGGUGAUAGUAAUAAUAAAACACAACAUAUUUAAA